Molecule: messenger RNA, 1191 nt
Organism: Penicillium vulpinum
Lineage: Eukaryota; Fungi; Ascomycota; Eurotiomycetes; Eurotiales; Aspergillaceae
Product: DXO/RAI1 family decapping nuclease
Exons: 8
Coding region: 1-1191 (396 amino acids)
Biological process (GO): NAD-cap decapping; nuclear-transcribed mRNA catabolic process
Cellular component (GO): nucleus; cytosol
Molecular function (GO): mRNA 5'-diphosphatase activity
Source: RefSeq, a predicted model, not a curated record
AUGAACCGGUCUACUUUUGACAUCCAGCCCCUGCACCGCUUCGGCGGCGCAAACACCUCUAUCCGGAGACCAAGGGAAGUUGCUUGCUUCUCUUAUGAUGACCAGCGUCGUUUUUCGCUGGGCGAUUCAUCCAUGGCUUACUACUACACGCCGGCUCUCCCUGCAGACCUGAACAAGGGCUAUGAGACAUUCCAGAAGCUCAAUGAUGUCCCAGAUGAGCACUUGAAUGCUUUACUUGAUACCAUUGUUGCUUAUGAGCAAGAAAGAGAGAAGAAGUGUGAGGUAGACAUCAUCACAUGGAGAGGAAUGAUGACCAAGAUUCUAACGGCUCCCUAUGAUAAUAUGAAUGGCUUCGAGAUGAAUGCAACUUUUUUUCAGGUACGAUAUCAAUCUCAGCAAGACUGUCAAGCUUCCAUGCUAGCAACAUCACUAUAUGAGGUGCUGACUUGUUCUAGAUUCAUCGAAGAAAACAACGAGUACAAGAACCAACAGAAAGAGAAUCAAAGCAAGCGAGGAUCACCACCUGGAAUGGCACCGCAGGAACUCAUGAUGUAUUGGGGCUACAAAUUUGAAACUCUGGCUGUACUUCGGAAGACGUGGGAUGAAUCAACCCGUGAAGAGAUCGAAGGCCGCGAAAAUCAAGUUGUAAACAAUGCAGCACAGUAUUGUUCCGUUGUCCGUACCGAGAUCGGUAACGUGCGUAUGAUUCUCGGCGGAGAGGUUGAUGCCAUAUGGGACAGCAAGCCGCCACGAAAAGAAGACCCCAUUAACUGGGUUGAGUUGAAGACAUCAGCUCAAAUCCGCAAUGAUCGCGAUAUGAUCAAGUAUGAGCGGAAAUUGCUCAAAUUUUGGGCACAGUCAUUCCUGCUCGGCGUGCCUAAGAUCAUCGUGGGAUUCCGUGAUGAAAAUGGCAUUUGUCGUAGUUUAGAGGAGCUGGACACGGCCAGUAUUCCCGGGAAAGUGUUGAGUGUCGGCCGGCGUACUUGGGACGGAAACGUCUGCAUCAAUUUCACUGGUGCAUUUUUGGAAUGGCUUAAGCAGACUAUCAAUAAGGAGGGGACGUGGAGAAUUCGAAAGAAGGAAAAGUCCCCGGUCAUCGAGGUCUAUCAAGUUGAGGAGCAAGGACAUGGCGAUAUUCUCUCGCCCGCUUUCAAGGCCUGGAGAUCAACCACGACCCCUGCAAGUUCGUGA